UUAUUAGUAUCAUUUACGAAUCUACUUAUAACUAAUGAAUCAAAAAGUUUUGUCUUUGCACUUGCAAAUACUGCCCAAAAUCUUUUUACAACGAUUUAUUCUUAUAAUAAUUUGGUGUAG
Molecule: messenger RNA, 120 nt
Organism: Dentiscutata erythropus
Lineage: Eukaryota; Fungi; Glomeromycota; Glomeromycetes; Diversisporales; Gigasporaceae
Source: the annotation of a GenBank genome assembly